Penicillium argentinense is the source of this 816-nucleotide messenger RNA. Its product is annotated as SH3 domain-containing protein. Gene Ontology annotation, molecular function: protein binding. Gene Ontology annotation, cellular component: ESCRT-0 complex. Lineage: Eukaryota; Fungi; Ascomycota; Eurotiomycetes; Eurotiales; Aspergillaceae. Gene Ontology annotation, biological process: protein transport to vacuole involved in ubiquitin-dependent protein catabolic process via the multivesicular body sorting pathway. The record is from RefSeq and is a predicted model, not a curated record. Bases 1 to 816 code for a protein of 271 amino acids. The transcript is spliced from 4 exons.
AUGGCGAGCGAUUUCCCCUCUGCCAUGACCGCCCGGUCGCUCCGCAUGGUCCGCACCGAGCUGGAAUUUUUGGCCGAUGCCUCCGUCAUCACCCGUAAACAACUGUCUUCGAUCCUCGAUGAACUCCCCUCCGAGUCCCAGGCCCGCGAUGCGAUCGCCCACACGCACCAGCCGUCGUACCAGCCGUCGCCCGUCACUGCUCGCGCGCAUCAGCCCUCACCUGCACCGGCCCCAGUGCCUUCGCCCCUGCCAGAGCCGGUGCAGACACAGCCGGUGCAGACACAACCCCCUCCGAUGCCGUACUCACCUCCUUCCACGGCAAUGUCCAGUGUCUCGCUGAACGAGAAAGCUCCGCUGCACAAUCAAUAUGUUGCGCCGCCCCCUCAGCCCCCGCCCGCCUAUCCCCAGGUCCCGCCCAUCCUAUCGCUCGCCUCCGCGAUGUACGCAUACACACCGACCGACCCUGGUGACCUGGCAUUGCAGCCGAAUGAUCGGAUCCAGGUUAUUGAGCACAUGAACGAAGACUGGUGGCGCGGUCGCAACGAGCGCACCGGCAUGGAGGGUAUCUUCCCUCGUAGCUACGUGAAUGUUAUCAACGAAAAGGGAGCGGUUCAAUCGCCCCCGCCUCCUACCAACUAUGGAAACAUGCCCCUGGAGGUUAGCCAGAGCGGAUCAGGCGACCCUGCUUCCAACGACCCGGAGAAGAAGAACAAGUUCGAGCAGGGUGGAAAGAAAUUCGGCAAGAAGCUGGGCAAUGCCGCCAUCUUCGGUGCCGGUGCUACGGUAGGAUCAAACAUCGUCAACAGCAUCUUCUAA